GGGAGAUAGGACAUUUGGUACACCUUUGUGGAUCAUUGAGCAUUGAUAAUCUUGAAAAAGUCCACGUGAAGGAAGAAGUAGAUGAAGCAAAACUGUCGCAAAAAAGCCGACUACAAGAGUUGACAUUACAUUGGUUUAAUAUUGACCGGUCUCCCAUAGACUAUACACUAGAAGAACAUGUUCUUGAAAGGCUUAAGCCAAACAACAAUCUUCUAAAGUUAUCUAUUAAAGGGCACAGAGGAACCACUUGCCCUUCCUGGCUUGGUACCAACCUCUCCUUCAAAAGUUUGGAAUCUCUCUGCCUAGAUGGUGUAGCUUGGAAAACAUAUCCCCCUAUAGGAGACUUGUGGCCAGUUGAUAGGCUUGGCACAUCAAAUAAUAUCCCUAUCAUAAGGUUUGAAAAUUUGAGAAGGCUAGAACUUGUAAACUUACCAUGGUUGAAAAGGUGGGUUGUACAUGCUCCCUGUCAGUUGUUUCGUUUCUUGGAAGUACUUAUCAUCAGUGGUUGCUCUCAACUAGAGGGGUUGUCCUUUCAACAUUUGGCUUGUUGUCAACAAAGGAAAGAGCCAAAUGUAAAUUCAUUUCCUAGGCUCUUGGAGCUCGAGAUCAAGAAAUGUCCACAGCUACUAUCAUUUCCUCCCAUUCCUUGGAAUAAGGCUCUACGCAACAUCAAUAUACAAGGAAUCGGAAGUUCAAGUCUUGAUAAAUUGGUUUGUGGAAAAGGAAAUUUCAGUCGUGAAUAUUAUUUGAAAAUAGAGGGAAAUGAUACAAAUUUUUUUGAUGAAAGAAAGAAGGAUACAAUUCAUAGCACGAUUUGAAAUGUGCUGGAUUUUCAUAACCUAACUGGACUGAAGGAGAUGAGGAUGCGGAGGUGCCAACCCCCACCACUAAGUUGCUUACAAAUUCUAUCAUCCCUAAGGACCCUAGAGAUGUCUUGUUCCAGUAAUGCCUUUCCAUUUGUUCAAGCUGACAGCCAUGUCAAAUACCAGUUUCCAGUUGAACAUUUAUGCUUCCCAGAGUGGAAUGCUAGUGGGAAGCAGCUAACACAGCUACUCACUUACUUUACAAGGCUGUCAGAUAUAUGGCUGGGGGCAACAACUAAAAUAACAGGGCUGAGUGUGACGGGGCAACAGGCAACAGAAAUAACUGCACCAUUAUGUUCAGCUAACAAUGUGGACCCAACAGCAGAGGACGAAAUAGUUGCAUCAGAAGAAGCAGAACGUGGCAUGUUGCUUUUGCCUCCCCAACUGCAAGAGCUGCGGAUCUGGUUUUGCCCAGAGCUGAGCCUCCUCCGCUCCAAUCCACAUGACGACAGCAACGAAGAAGAUGGAGGAACUGGGGGAAGAGGAGGAGGGCUCCAAGGUCUAACCUCCCUCCGACAGCUGCGAAUCAACAAUUGCCCCAAGCUCCUGUCCGCCUACUCGUCUUAUUCAUCCUUCUCUUCUUCUUUCCCCUUCCCCAACUCCCUGGAACACCUUUCUAUUGACGGAGCAGUGGGCACACGGGCAUCAGUGCCUCUAUCAAACCUCACCUCUCUCACAAGUUUAGACAUAUCCAGCUGUGGGGAUUUAAGAGGCGAGGGAUGGUUGUCUCUCCUCGCCCAAGGCCAUCUCACCAAAUUAUCUGUCAUGGAAAGGCCCAAUUUCUUUGUUGAUUCCGAUCCCUCACAGGUGCAUGAACAGGAGAUUCCAUCCUGUUCCUCCAAACUGCAGGAGCUCGAAAUAGAUAAUGUGACUGGAUUCACUACUGCGGCCAUUCAUCGUAGCCUGAUCUUUUCCUCGCUCACCAAAUUGAAAAUUCAAUAUGAUCAUAGGUUGGGGCGCUUCACAGAGCAGCAAGAGGCCCUUCUGUUUGUUGACUCCCUUGAGUGUAUCAUAUUUUUUGGCAGCAGUAACCUGCAGUCCCUCCCUGAACGGCUACAUACACUUCACAACCUCAAGAGGUUACAAAUCUGGUCGUCCAAAGCAAUCCAGAUGCUGCCCAAGGAUGAUCUCCCAAGUUCACUUGAAGAAUUGUAUAUCAUGAGUUGUCCAGAACUCCAGUCACUGCCCAAGGAUUGCCUCCCAGAUUCACUGCGAAAGUUAGUGAUCAGAGACUGUCCAGCAAUACGGUCGCUGCCCGAGGUGGAUGACCUUCCAAGUUCACUGCGAGAAUUAUAUGUCAGUGACAGCAGAAGUGAGGAGCUAAGGAGGCAGUGCCGCAAGUUGAUAAAUAUCAUUCCAAUAGUCAAUGCCUGACAAACCCAAGGACAUUUCUUCAUAUUUGUGUAUUAUUCUGUCCUCUGGGUUCUCUCUCUAUCUAUUCACAAUUUUGAAUUCUAAAGCAUGAAUCUCUCCACGUGCCUUCCACCCUGUACAUCAAACUGGUGAAUAUCUUUAGCGUACUCCAGCCUUGUCGUUCUGAAUCUCGGAAGAUUUACUGAAACAUGGAUGCUGUUGUGUGACUUUUUUUCUAGUCAAUGGUUUGCACUCUUAGGUUAGUUUCAGUCUUUCCAUGGCACUUCGAUCUCAGAAAAAAAAAAUGAUUGGCUCUACUUCUAGAAAAGUUGUCUUGCACGACGGUGGUGCAGACGAUGUGGUCGUCGUCGUUCCCGACGGACGCGGACUUGGGCUUUGCCGGCGUCCCUGGUCCUUCCGCUUCCGGUGGACCGCGUUCGGAAGGGUAUGCUCGGACCUGCUCUCUGCAUCGCCACGCGCCCUGGGGAUGGCACGCGGCUCUGGAUUCUCAGGGGCGAUCGUUGUGCGGCCGUGCCUCGCGGCGGGGCUCGAGGAAGACGACGACCGCAUCUUCAAAGCCGAGUUCCUUGGUCUUGGUCUCUCCUCCCGCGCCAACUAUCUGCUGCGUGACGCCACUGCUAAUGUAGUCCACUAGCACUAGGCCUCCUUCUCGUCUGUGAUCUGUAUACCUACACACCUGCUGCUGUUGCUGGAUUGUCGAUCCCCACUCCCCAUUCGAUUUAUGAUGACUACUCUUUCCGCCCUUGAAUAUUGAGUAUUUUUAUUUAUUCUAAAUAAACCUACCUUAUAUAUA
Messenger RNA from Sorghum bicolor (sorghum), 3030 nucleotides. RefSeq lists its product as uncharacterized. The transcript is spliced from 4 exons. The record is from RefSeq and is a predicted model, not a curated record. The coding region runs from base 858 to 2237 and encodes 459 amino acids. Lineage: Eukaryota; Viridiplantae; Streptophyta; Magnoliopsida; Poales; Poaceae.